GGCAUGUGCCAGGCGCGGGAGGACUACGGGCGGCGCGGGCCGGGGCGGCGAGCCCCGCCCCCCAGGUGGGAGCCCCGCCCCCCAGCUCGCCGCGGGCCUGCGUGAAGUGCAAGGAGGGCUCUGCCGCCGUGGUCAUCCGCCUCGGGGACGCCUUCUGCCGGGCCUGUUUCCGGGAAUACUUCGUGCACAAGUUUCGGGCCGUGCUGGGCAAGAACCGCGUCAUCUUCCCGGGCGAGAAGGUGCUGCUGGCGCUCUCCGGCGGGCCGGCAUCCAGCGCCAUGCUCCGGCAGGUCCAGGAGGGGCUGAGCCGGGAGACGGCCAAGAGGCUCCGCUUCGUCCCCGGCCUCGUCUACGUUGACGAGGGAGCCGUGUGCGGGCAGAGCCCGGCGCAGCGGGAGGAGAGCCUGGCCCGCGUGGAGGCCAUCCUGCAGGCCACAGGCUUCCCCUACCACCUGGCCCACCUGGAGCAGGCCUUCGACCUGCCCGGCUCCGUCCUCCGGCGGGGGCCGCGGGGCGGCAGCAAGCCCUGCCCCAGUUACAAGGAGGCCGUGGAGGACUUCAUCCAGCAGCAGCGGCAGGCGGCGGCGGACGGCGGCGGAGCUGCCUCCGACGGAGCCGCCUCCCUGCCCCGGCGCCCGGCCCAGCUCCGCACCCAGGACGUGCCUGAGCCUGCCGGAGGGGAGCCGGCAGCCCCCGGUGCCCGGCUGCCCGCCGCAGCCCGCACCGAGGAGCUGCUCCGGCUUUUUGAGGACGCAGAGACCUUGACGGCUAAGGAGGAGCUGCUGCAGAUGCUGCGGACGCACCUCAUCCUGCACACGGCCAGGACCCAGGGAUACACCAAGGUCAUGAUGGGGGACAGCUGCACGCGUGUGGCCAUCAAGCUCCUGACCAACCUGGCCCUGGGCCGUGGCGCCUUCCUCGCCAUGGACACGGGCUUCAUGGACACCCGUCACGGCGACGUGGCCGUGGUGCGGCCCAUGCGGGAGUACAUGGCCAAGGAGAUCGCCUUCUACAACCACUUCUUUGGCGUCCCCACCGUCAUCACGCCGGCCCUCCGAGCCAAGCGCCGCGAGAAGACCAGCAUCCACCGCCUGAUGGAGGACUUCCUCCUGGGGCUGCAGGCAGAGUUCCCCUCCACCAUCAGCACCGUGUACCGGACGGGCGAGAAGCUGAGCACGGCUCCCGCGGAGGCCAGCUCGGAGCCGGGCGCCGAGCCCCAGCGCUGCCUGCUGUGCCUGUGCGCCCUGGACACCCUCGCGGAGGAGGACUUGGCCCUGGAGCCCACCCUGAUCGCAGAGGAGGCGGCGCAGAGGCCGCAGGAGCCGGCCGGGGACGGCUGCUGCCGGAGCUCUCCGAUGCCGGGGGCCGAGAGCAGAGCUGCCUUCCUGCCACUGCUCUGCUACAGCUGCCGGCUCACCUUCAAGGAAAUGGGCCGCCCGGACACGCUGCCACCCUACGUGCGCUCGGAGGCCCAGCGCAGGAGCCGCAGGGCUGAGAUGAAGCAGCAGAUCCAGGAGUUCCUGCUGGAGGAUGAUGACGAUGAGGACCCCAGCGAGAGCUGAUGAGCCUGGCCCCGGUUUUGCCUCCUGCUGGGGACAAGGGUCCUGGGGACGGGCCCCCUGUCCCUCUGGGAGCCUGGCAGGGCACGGUCCCACCGCUGGGGACAGCCGUGGGGACACGGCGCCUGUGCCCCAGGCUGCGCUCACCAGCACGCCUCGUAGGGUGGCGAGGGACCAGAGCCAAGGCUCGGGGACUUGCUGGAGCACCCACGGUGACACCUGGUGCCCAGGCAGCUGCUUUUAAACCCAAUUUAAACGAUUUGGUCAGCAGCAGGGGGGUCAGAGAGAGCCUCCUGGCCCCAGCUGUGCUCAGCCCACGGCUGCCAGGGCGGCCCUGGUCCCACCAAGCGAGCCCCCCACUCCCAGCCCCAGGAGCGCGUGAACCGGGGAGGCCUCAGCUUUACUUUUAUUAUAUAUCUGUAUAAAUAAACCAUUUGAAUUAAAA
Molecule: messenger RNA, 2004 nt
Organism: Rhea pennata
Lineage: Eukaryota; Metazoa; Chordata; Aves; Rheiformes; Rheidae
Gene: CTU2
Product: cytosolic thiouridylase subunit 2
Exons: 15
Coding region: 279-1562 (427 amino acids)
Biological process (GO): tRNA wobble position uridine thiolation
Cellular component (GO): cytosol
Molecular function (GO): sulfurtransferase activity; tRNA binding
Source: RefSeq, a predicted model, not a curated record